AAUCUCCUCUGUAACGUUCUUGCCAAAAACCAGCAACAUCCAGCGCACUUAGCUCAUGGACGAUGAUAGAUCACAGUAGCCUCCCCCCAAUCGAAUAAUUUCGUGUUCGCUAAGAGCUGUUGGCGUAUCUAUCUCGCCAUCGCAUCCGCCCUCGGUACUCGGAACGAUGAUGCUCACUCCAGAAACUGUAGCAAUCACAUUUCCGCUCACCCAUUGAUCCGCAGUUCUUCAAAUUGUCCAGCGCCCACGCUCCGCAUCCGCAAAAAGACACAAAAAUUCUAUUUUGUUGGUGAUGUUUAUGUGGGCGUGCGCCCCACAAUCACAAACAUUGUUUAUAUCGGACUGGUAGAAUCGUGCGUCGGGGUUUUUAAUUACAAAUAAUAUCCAGACUCUGCGGCCGCGCACGAGGUUCAUAAAUUAACAUAUUUGGCAGCGCAGCAUUGACUUGGCGGCAGCAUUGAUCCGAUCCAAUGGUAACUAAAAGCAGAACCAGCGGCGAGCAGGCUCAGGUGGUCAUGGGUUUCACGGAUUUGACCGCGCCGGAUCGGUUGACCCAGGUGGAUUCAUCUGCCGCCCGUAAGAUUCCUCGGCUCAAUGCCACCGUUCUGGGGGAGUCUCUUGCUUCCGAAGAUGAUCAGCUUAUCUUACCAAGUGACCAGUUUUCUUCUCGCGCUCAUGUUUCCUCCCACCAGAAGUAUUUGGAGAUGUACAAAAGGUCCAUUGAGGAUCCUGCUGGAUUUUGGUCCGACAUUGCGUCUUCCGAGUUCUUCUGGAAACACAGAUGGGACCAGCUGGUCUACUCUGAGAACCUUGAUGUCCGAAAAGGCGAAAUCAAGAUAGAGUGGUUUAAAGGUGGAAUCACCAACAUUUGUUACAACUGCCUCGACAGAAAUAUAGAGGCUGGACUUGGGGACAAGGUUGCUCUUUAUUGGGAAGGAAAUGAACCUGGUUUUGAUGGCACCUUAACUUACACUGAGCUUCUACACAAAGUUUGCCAGCUAGCAAACUACUUGAAAGAUAAUGGCGUCAAAAAAGGUGAUGCUGUGGUGAUUUAUAUGCCCAUGCUAAUGGAACUUCCUAUUGCCAUGCUUGCAUGUGCUCGAAUUGGUGCUAUUCACUCGGUUGUUUUUGCGGGGUUUUCUUCAGAAUCUCUCGCCCAAAGAAUCAUAGAUUGCAAACCAAAAAUUGUGAUUACUUGCAAUGCUGUUAAACGGGGUUCUAAAGUUAUCCACCUUAAAGAUAUUGUAGAUGCUGCUCUCACAGAAUCAGCACAAAAUGAAGUCUCUGUAGCAACAUGCCUUACCUACGAGAAUGAGUCAGCACUAAAGAGAGAAUCUACUACAUGGAAGGAAGGGAGAGAUAUAUGGUGGCAGGAUGUUGUCCCUACAUAUCCAACCACAUGUACAGUGGAGUGGGUUGAUGCAGAGUUUCCACUUUUCCUGCUUUAUACUAGUGGGAGUACUGGAAAGCCAAAGGGUGUUCUUCAUACAACUGGAGGAUACAUGGUGUAUACUGCAACAACAUUCAAGUAUGCGUUUGAUUACAAACCAUGUGACGUCUACUGGUGUACAGCUGACUGUGGUUGGAUUACUGGGCACAGCUAUGUUACAUACGGGCCAUUGCUCAAUGGAGCUAGUGUUGUUGUCUAUGAAGGGGCUCCAAAUUAUCCCGAUCCUGGACGUUGUUGGGACAUAGUUGAUAAGCAUAAGGUGACAAUAUUCUACACUGCCCCAACAUUGGUGCGUUCCCUCAUGCGUGAAGGAAAUGAGCAUGUUACUCGCUACUCAAGAAAAUCCUUACGAGUUCUUGGAAGUGUGGGCGAGCCGAUCAAUCCCAGUGCAUGGAGGUGGUUUUUCAACGUGGUUGGAGAGUCAAGGUGUCCUAUAUCAGACACUUGGUGGCAAACUGAAACUGGUGGCUUCAUGAUUACUCCGUUACCAGGUGCAUGGCCUCAGAAGCCUGGUUCUGCAACUUUUCCCUUUUUCGGAGUCCAGCCUGUCCUGGUGGAUGAAAAAGGGAAUGAGAUUGAAGGUGAAUGCAGUGGUUAUCUAUGCUUGAAAAGCUCAUGGCCUGCAGCAUUUAGAACUCUUUAUAAUGAUCAAGAAAGAUAUGAAAUGACUUACUUCAAGCCAUUCCCUGGUUAUUACUUUACUGGUGAUGGCUGCACCAGGGAUAAGGAUGGAUACUACUGGCUUACUGGAAGAGUUGAUGAUGUUAUCAAUGUCAGUGGGCAUCGUAUUGGCACAGCAGAAGUGGAAUCUGCCCUAGUUUCGCAUCCCCAUUGUGCAGAAGCUGCUGUAGUUGGUAUUGAACACGAGGUCAAAGGACAAGGUAUUUAUGCAUUUGUGACUCUAGUGGAUGGUGUUUCUUAUAGCGAGGAGCUCCGGAAAAGCCUUAUUCUCACAGUUAGAAAGCAGAUAGGGGCUUUUGCAGCACCUGACAGAAUCCAUUGGGCACCUGGACUUCCAAAAACGAGGAGUGGAAAAAUAAUGAGGAGGAUUCUGAGGAAAAUUGCCUCCAAGCAGUUGGACGAACUUGGAGAUACUAGCACGCUUGCUGAUCCUGGUGUGGUUGAUCAGCUCAUCGAGCUUGCUGAUUGCUGAAGGUCGGAAUUUGUCUGAAGCAAGCUGAGUGUUUCUUGUCAGUUGAGUGAGAGCAGUGAGAUGUCAAAAUUUUAAUUGUGUGCAAGUCCCCCCAAGUUCUGAAAUAAUGUUAAAUCUCUCCCCAGUUGUAGGAAUCUCAUUUUCGAUGGCGUAGGAUUCAUUUAGGCGAUCAAAGGCAACUACUUGUUCCCUGACCUUACUGCUAGAGAUGUUUGAUCGUACUAAUGAUAUGUGAUUGUUCCAUAA
Molecule: messenger RNA, 2849 nt
Organism: Momordica charantia (bitter melon)
Lineage: Eukaryota; Viridiplantae; Streptophyta; Magnoliopsida; Cucurbitales; Cucurbitaceae
Gene: ACS
Product: acetyl-CoA synthetase
Molecular function (GO): AMP binding; acetyl-CoA synthetase activity
Source: RefSeq, a predicted model, not a curated record